Triticum aestivum (bread wheat) is the source of this 915-nucleotide messenger RNA. RefSeq lists its product as uncharacterized. The coding region runs from base 70 to 636 and encodes 188 amino acids. Lineage: Eukaryota; Viridiplantae; Streptophyta; Magnoliopsida; Poales; Poaceae. The record is from RefSeq and is a predicted model, not a curated record. The transcript has 3 exons.
UAUUCAUAUCUCAGUACCAAAACUCAUACCCGAACAUCCUCGUCCUCUGCAAGUUCAAGAAUCCUACUGAUGACCUGUGCUAGCCAUGCCGUGAUUUUCCUCGUCUUCUCAAAUUUGGCCAUAGCCAUGGGCGCCACCCCUCCUCCCUUAGCACCUUACGUAGGGAAGUGUACGAGUAGUUGUGAGGAAGAGCUGAAUCUAUCUUUGUACCUGCACCAAGUUGUCAGUGGAGCAGCCCACAACCAAGAAGUAAUUCUGAGCCCCGGCUUUGCUAAUUCGUUUGGUGUGAUGGCAGUUAAUGACUGGACUAUGCAUGCCACCAAUGAUUCCACUGCAAGUAUCAUUGCUCGGGCAAAGGGAAUGCAUAUCCAGGCUACCCAAACCCAGGCCAAUGGCUAUGCUUGGUUUCUUCCGUUCAACAUGGUCUUUGAGGACUCCAGCUUUCGCGGGUCGACAUUGCAAGUGAUGGGGAUAGUCAAUGAUGCGAAUGGUGAGUGGGCUAUUGUGGGUGGCACUGGAAAUCUGUCCAUGGCGCGUGGUACCGUGAAGUUCACCACAGUCCAGAGCAGCCCAAACAUUGAGAGCUACAAAAAAAUUGAUAUCCAUGCAUUCUACACAACCCAGCCGACCGUUUAAGAUAUGAAGAAUAAAGACGCGCCACUUCAGCUGGAAAUGUGAGCCGGCAAUCUCGCAUGAAUAAAAUAUGUGUCUUCCCUUAUGGCUAGUACUACUAGCUGUUGUAAUAUGAAUGUCGGUGAAAUCUUCUUUAUUUUAAAAUAAUGUAGAUGUUUGUGGCGUGUCAGGAAAAUCCUUUGAUAUACAUCCAAUCAGGCGUUUUAUCAUUUUUGUAAUAUUGGACUGUAUGAUUUAAGUUGGAAUCUUAUGUUCUUAAUAUAUUGUAUGAAAGAGAACUAA